UAUAAAUAUCGGGUGAUGUCAAGUGAUUCUUCAGUCAUGAAGUCUCUCGUGUGCUUUCUACUAGUCGCCUUUGGCGCUCUCGCCCUGUCCUGGGCAGAAAGUGGUGCUUUGUCUGCCAAAAUUCAAGUGGUUGAAGAUGUCGGUGAUUUCCUGAGUGCCAAUCCCGAAGCCGUUCUGGCCAAGCUCACUCCGCUGCGCACUCCGCGGGCUAUUCUGUACACUCUGGGCAGCAGAGUUCCCAAGGAUCGCCUGGUGGCCAACGCUCGCGAUAGCACGAGCUGGGCGACUCCUCAGAACGUUCAGCUGGUCCUGAACUACCCCACGAAUGGCGUUGGCGCCAAUGUUUCCUACGUGAGCGUCCUCGUGAACCAGACGUCCAACCUCGGCGCCGCUUACGUCCUGAGCGGCGGCAUCGGGCAGAGGCAAGUGUCCCUACUGGUCGAGGCGAAGAACACCUACACCUUUGGCUACUUGGCGGAAAUCUAUGGAUUCUAAGAAAGGAUUAUAUGCAGUGCAGCCCCAAUAAAUCUCAAUCACAUACGCAUCAA
Messenger RNA from Phlebotomus argentipes, 548 nucleotides. RefSeq lists its product as uncharacterized. The transcript has a single exon. Lineage: Eukaryota; Metazoa; Arthropoda; Insecta; Diptera; Psychodidae. The record is from RefSeq and is a predicted model, not a curated record. The coding region runs from base 16 to 495 and encodes 159 amino acids.